This is a messenger RNA of Aspergillus affinis, 2058 nucleotides long. Its product is annotated as ATP-grasp domain-containing protein. Gene Ontology annotation, molecular function: ATP binding; metal ion binding. The transcript has a single exon. Bases 1 to 2058 code for a protein of 685 amino acids. The record is from RefSeq and is a predicted model, not a curated record. NCBI's taxonomy places the organism in Eukaryota, Fungi, Ascomycota, Eurotiomycetes, Eurotiales, Aspergillaceae.
AUGGCAGGCUCCUGCAUUCUUAUCGACCCAGUGUCAACCAGUGAGUUCCAACCACGGGUGCUACCUGACCGCAUUGCUGACAUGCUUACCCCAGAUCGAUUCUAUUUGGAUUGGCAAAUUCUUGAUGUUCUGCCCGUCGUCGAAGGAGCGAGGUUUAAAUUAGUCCAUGUUGUUCUGAAAGCCACUCAGGAUGAAAUACCGGAACAGAUUCGACAGCCGCUUAAGCAGAGCUCAGACCUAUUGGCCGUAGAUCUGAGCUCCGGAAAUUCUGCUGAGGUGGAAUCGACAGAUAAUGAGUCGCUGUUUAUCUGGCUGCAUCAGUUGCUUAGCACCAGGAAGACAACUGAGAGUCGGACCUCCGUGAUUCUGGUGGUUCCUCAGCAAGAAGGGUAUAUCAUCCGCAGUGACUUCGUGGAGGAGCGUCUCCGAGGAUCCAAAGGCGUGCAUCAAGCUAUCGGAUUUGUCCAGCCUGGGCAACUAGUACGGCCGCCGACCUUAAAUGAGAAUUCAGCGACACAUCAAAUCACAAAUUAUUUAUCCUCAGUCGUGGGCGGCAUCGUCCUGGAAGAUGAAAGCAAAUUCCCCGCCAACAAGCAAACGCAACACGAACUGCACGAGAGACUGGCAUUUCCAUGGCUCUCCACAACUCCGAUCCCUCGUCGACGAAUUGCACUGGUCGGAGAAGUGCGCCCCUAUCAUCUCUGCGCGAGGCUUUUUCACGCUGCGCGCACUCUUGGAAUUGAUCUGGUUGUCGUGGAUUCCGCUGGUCACUGGUUACAAGACGGGAAUUCUACCCAUUCAAACCUCCGAGAGGCAUUCAUAGAAGUGGAUAUGGAAGUAACCCCAGAUCUACCGAAACGCAUAGCCGAGGCAAUCCGCAACUAUCCUCGCCCCAUAGAUGGCGUCACGACCGUCACAGAAUUUCUCCUAAUCCCAGUAGCUCGGGCUGCGGAGAUACUAGGUCUCCCUACGUCGCCAUCGACGGCUUUUGCUAAGUCGGUGGAUAAAUAUGAGACUCGUCGAACACAGGGAUCGGAUGCUUGUCUUCUUCUCUCAGGCCCAGAGGAGCUUAACAGGUUCCUAGCUAACGGCGGAGAAGGAUUUCCACCAGCACCUUGGAUCGUAAAGCCUUGCAACGGAUGGCAUAGCUUGAACGUUAUGAAGGCCACAACCACGGAGUCACUGAAAGCGGCAGUUGAAGUUGUCUCGAGACACACAGCUUACUCACGAAGUGGUGCUUCCGAUGAAUCCAAGUGGCAAUCCAACGUCCUCGUUGAGGAGUACUGCGAUGGGCCCGAAGUCGACGCGAACUUCGUGCUUUGGCGCAGCGAGAUCUUAUUCUUCGAAGUUGUGGACAAUUUCCCUUGCACAGCCGAUAGCGGUACCGGAGACGUUAACGCGGAUUUCAAAGAAACACAAUUGGUGUUUCCCACUGCGUUACCCGACGCCGAAAAGCUGCAAUUGCGCCAGUCGUUGUACGAGUCCAUUCGACGCCUGGGCUACGAAUCUGGAAUUUUCCACGUUGAAGCACGAAUGCGCAAUUCCACCUAUGAGUACCGGCUAGACGAAGCUUCUGGUAGUCUUGACCUUCGUCCGAAAUUGACUGCUCCUUUGAAGGACCCCGGCGUAUUUCUAGUUGAAGUCAAUGCUCGGCCACCCGGGUAUGUCGAUGCCAGCGCCAGCGCCUUCACCAAUGGUGUGGACAUGUUCGCACUACAACUGCUGCUUGCUUUGCAAGACGAGUCGCGGAUCCGAGCACUUUCGACUCCGUUCCAGUCAAGACCUCAUGUGGUCAUUAGUGCCAUCCAGGCAGACAAGUCGGGAACUAUCGUAUCCGAAGACCCGUGGCAGGACUUCCAUCAGAGGAACCCAGAGCUAUCUAAUCGAGUAUUUGAGAGCCCGAUGAACUUCAAGAAGGGGGAUUGGGUGGCUGACCCUAAACUAAGCACCACACCCUGGCUUUCGGGGUUUGCUGUUCACUCAUAUGAGGGUCGUACCGGUGUUUUAAAGGCAGCUGAGCAAGUGAGAAAGGGAUUUGAGUGUGUCAUCGAGGAGUAA